Messenger RNA from Magallana angulata, 1715 nucleotides. RefSeq names its product early endosome antigen 1-like. The coding region runs from base 387 to 1715 and encodes 442 amino acids. The record is from RefSeq and is a predicted model, not a curated record. The transcript has 10 exons. Lineage: Eukaryota; Metazoa; Mollusca; Bivalvia; Ostreida; Ostreidae.
UUUACAAAUAAAAUAUUAAAUAAACCGAUACAGUAUAGUCGAUGCUGAAAUACGUGUAUCAUGACAAUUUGAUAUUAAAAAGUAGUCGAGAUCAAAGUUCUCCGUAUAUCGGUUCAUAUUUUUUUAUUAAAAUAAACGGUGAAGUUAAUAAAUAUGUGUUCUGAUUUUGGAAAAUUUUGCAGAGGAUUAAAAGUUGGCUUACUGGAUCAAUAAAACAACCAUUACACUAUUUUAAUACAUUUAUACUCUCAAUACCCUUUUGGUACCCCACAUUUUAAAAACAAUGUAUUCUCCCUAUACAAGAAGGAUAACUCUAAUUUUCCCAUUGGAAGACAAUAGUAAACAGGUAUUCUGUAACGUAAGAAUAGUGUUUGCAGUCGUUUGAGAUGUCUUGUGCUUCAAAACGAAGUAUGCCUAGAGAUGAAACGGAAGACUUGGCCAUUUUGAGACUGACCAUUAAACGACUACAGAGUCUUGAGAAUGAAAGAAGUGGGCAUGGAAAAGCAGGUCGAAAGUUGGACAUAUCUCAACUUGAAAAUCAGAUUUUGGCAAACAUUAGAACGGUCGAGAAACAUUUCAAACAUUAUUUAGAGACUAACGGUUACAAUGAGGCUAUUUAUAGACCACCCAGCAUAAGCCAAUCAGUCACUUCGUUAAACGAAGAGCAAACAAUAAACGCUUCUUUGUUUGAAGUGAUAAAGAAAUUUGAAUUUGAUAAUAAACGUCUAGAGGAUGACUGUCAAGAUUACAGACUCCGGAUCAAGAGUUUGCAGGAAUCAGAUGAAAGAAAUGAGAAGACCAUUGAGAGGCUAAGAAAGGAGCAGCAGACGUCAGAAACCCGUCAAUACAGAUUACAUGGAGAAAUAGACAGUUUGAAACAGAAAAUUGAUUAUCUGGAAAACGCACAAGUUCUCAAAACGGAAGAAAUAGUUAGACUAACGGAAGAGAACAGAAUCCUGGAAGAAAGAUUGAAUAAUAGGAUAUUGGAGUUAGAGCGAGAAGUUCAUACCCACAAAUUGGCUCUCAUAAACUCCAACACUAAACACAACCUUACAGAGGCUGACCGACUGAGAUUAGAAGGGGAGUAUACAGAAAAAUGUAGAGAAAAUCGAAGAUUACAGUUUCAUGUAAAAGACAUUGAAGGACAAUUAAAGGCUCUAGAAUAUAAAUGGAAUAAAAUGACAAAUAUCUGCCCAGAAGAGAACAAAUACGCUGAAAUCAUGUGGUGUAUGUCCAAGCUGUUCAUUCACAAGUGGGAGGAAGCCAGGAACAGCCUGCGGCUCAGUGGCAGCAACGAUGGACAGAUUGUAAAGGUUCUAGGACGUAUUCUGAAGAUCUCUUUUGAUGAGUGUAAGAAGUUUGUGAGGAAAAUGUUUUACCAAGGAAACAAACAUACUACAAGACAUAGUUUACAACAACCGUGUUCGGGACCCUCACGGUUGGUUGAAUUGACCUUCGGAGUCAUAGAAGAUCAUUCUACACAAGUUCUUUCUGAUUUAUACGAGGUUGUGGAUGAAUCAUUAAGUACUGAAUUAAAUGAAGUGUCCGAUUUGACUGUUUUGAAUAAAUUCAAAGAGAGGAGUGUCAGAACAUUUUGGAGACUGUUGGUGAAGCACGGAGAUUUCUGUUUGGAUUGGAAUCACACCGGCCCCGGGUUUACACUAGAUGAUAGAGUCACACUUUUUCCUGAAGUUUCUGUAAUAAUAAAGUCAUGA